AUGCUGCGCCUCAGACGCCACAGCUCUCAGGCUGCUUCAGUCAACGUGGACCUCCACUUCACUGAGCUGCUUCUUCCCGGCCGCGCCAGACCGUGUUUGCCUUGCCAGCCCGCCU
Messenger RNA from Fusarium pseudograminearum CS3096, 115 nucleotides. RefSeq lists its product as uncharacterized. The transcript has a single exon. NCBI's taxonomy places the organism in Eukaryota, Fungi, Ascomycota, Sordariomycetes, Hypocreales, Nectriaceae. The record is from RefSeq and is a predicted model, not a curated record. The annotation marks the transcript as partial.